Molecule: messenger RNA, 2351 nt
Organism: Durotheca rogersii
Lineage: Eukaryota; Fungi; Ascomycota; Sordariomycetes; Xylariales; Xylariaceae
Exons: 2
Coding region: 460-1806 (448 amino acids)
Source: RefSeq, a predicted model, not a curated record
GUACCGGAACAAAAGCAGGCUUACGCCUGGAGCCUUUGUGCUGUUCGGAAACGGCAUCUAGCGCAAGUCGAGCCGGCUUUGUGUGAAUGAGUCGGCGUGCUGCUCUCUAGGAAUGAUCUAGCUCGCGCUUUCACGGAAUGCCACAAUGUGUAUAAAUACCCUUAUAUCGUAAAGCGCCACAACGCUUUCGGUCAAUGCUAUUGACAUGGACUUAGAGCGACUGGUGCUGUCUACGGAAGAAGGAAAAAGAGGCGGAUAUUCUUACGAAUAAAUCAGUGAAACCUCGAUUUCCCCCUCUCGUUAACCUGACUGGCGAGACAAACGAAACCACAUCGCACACACACCCACUGGUCCACAACUCGUCGUACCCCCCCCCCUCCCCCCGUCCGCAUUACCACCGGACUGUGUCGCACACGAGAGAAGGCCCUGGAGACGACAAAAGAAAACGAGAAGAGAAACAUGUCGGGCACAGAGAGGCGCGACAGCAAAAGCGGCGACGACGACGGCGCGCUGCCGCUGGCGCCGUACAAGGCGUUGCCGUCACUACUCAAAGUACUGGAGCAGGAGCAGUCGCGGACCCGGCGGCAGCGGCGGCAGAUCGAGCGGCUGCACCGGUCGCGACAGGUGCAAAUCGAGGACCUCGAGGCCCGCGCGAGAGCGGACGACAAGCUGCGGCGCCAGCACGAGGACGAGAUCGCGCGCCUGCGCCGCGACCUCGCUGACGUCACCGUCCAGCACCAGAUCGCCCUCAGCCAGAGCCCCGGCGGCGAGCGAGACGGGCCCGCAAGCCCCUACGUGCCGGCGGACCCGAUCGGCGCUGCCGAGUUCCACGAAGCAUACGCCGCGCUGUUCACGGCGCUCGACAACUGGAUCUUCAAGUGGCUCGAGGCGGCGUUCGUCGACCGCGAGGAGCUGACGACGACGCGGCUGCCGGUCGCGGCAGCGGGCCGCAGCCGCAGCGCCGCGAACCUCGCGGUGCGCAUGGCGCGCCACCGCGACGUGGCGGCGCUCGCGCGCUUCGAGGGCCGCGACGAGGACGUGCUGGUGGCGCUGGCGGCGCGCUGGCUGCACGACGAGGUGCUCGUGGCGCCGCUCGUCGGCGUCGUGUUCCCGGAGGAGGUGCGCGCCGAGCCCGGGGUCGAGCCGCCGCCGUGGGGCGAGAGCGACAGCCCGCUGUGGUGGGAGCUGGCGGCGGCGGACCUCGAGCGCGCCGGCCACGGCGCGGACCCGACGCGGCGGCCCGAGUACGCGGCCGCGCGGGCCGCGCGCGUCGCGCAGCUGACGCGCGAGCUCGCGGCGCUGAUGCGCUUCCCGUACGCGGCGGCGCUGGCGGCGCCGCAGCGGCGGCAGCGAGCGCCGCAGCGGCGGGCGGCGGGCGCGGCGGCGGCGCGCGAGCUGCGCGACACGGUGGUGGCGCCGGCGCUGCGGCUGCGCGAGCGGCUGCACGCGUCCGAGGCGACGCUGGGCCGCGCGACGUUCGCGUUCCCCGAGUUCGCGGGCGGGCCGGCGGGCGCCGCGGCGCUGCGCGCGCACCCGGACCGCUUCGAGCUGCGCGAUCUGUCGGCGGAGGACGCGCUGGCGAGGAGCGGCGACGGCGUGCCCGUCUGCGCCCUACGCCCGGCCUGCACGUUCCGCCGCGCCGCGGGCCGCGACGCGCUCGGCGCGCCCGGCCUCGUCUACGUCGCGUCGCGCUCGGCGGACGAGGGCCGGCGCUUCCGCGACCGCGAGCCGACCUUCAUGGCGGAGCUGUUUGAUAAGUUGGGGGUCGGGGAGUGGGCGGAGCUGGAGGAGGGGGCGGAGGAGUAGGGGCUAACAGGUAGAGAGGGAUGGAUUAGAGGGAUGGGCGUUAAUCCGGGGGUUGUAUGGAUAGGGGUGGAGUGGGGACAAGGCUAUGUGUACUGCUACGGUUCAGGUUUUCCUCUAUGUAAGGAAUACAUUUCAGGUUCCGCUCUCUUGUAACGCAAUCUCUCUACCCGUCUCCCCCGAAGGCCAGAAGACCACCUGCCCCGACCAACAGCGCGCGUCUACUACUAAGACCGCAGCGCGAGGCCUGACCGCUCCGGCUGGCCAAACACGCACCCGCGCGCUGGCUAAAGCCGUGGGACGAGCUGACCGCAUCCCAGCGGGACCUCGGGUAUUCGCCCGCAGCAGCCGCUCCCACAGCGCGGCGUCCCGGGCCCAGAGUGAGGAACCAGGGCGCGCCUCCACGCCUUGCGCAGCCCGCGCGUCUGUACCGCCACGUUUUGGAGACCUAGGACCCGCGGCAUUGGGGCGCAGCUAUGUUUGCCCAGCCGGUCCGAGGCCUCUCCGGCAGGCCCGAACGCUCUCCCGGUCCGGAGCCCGCCCUUGGG